Molecule: messenger RNA, 2133 nt
Organism: Cuscuta campestris
Lineage: Eukaryota; Viridiplantae; Streptophyta; Magnoliopsida; Solanales; Convolvulaceae
Source: the annotation of a GenBank genome assembly
CUUCACCCUUCAAUUCCAUAUACUAUAGUUUUGGACAUUAUUAAUAUAAAUAUGAUCAAUUCAAAAGUGUUCCUUCUCCUUGCCCUUUCUUUGGCUCUUUCUCUCUUCAUUGCUUCCGAGGUCUCGGCCAGGGAACUAGCCGAGACUGUCGCCGAUGCUUCAUCGGGGUGUAAGAAUACGCUCCUCAGUCUUAUAUUAUAUAUAUACAUUCCCUAUGUUCGUCAUAGAUCUUCUCAUAUGUAUCGUGGAUGUCCUUUGUGAUUGUUCGAAAAGAUUUUAUCAUUCGUUUUUUUACAUUUCAAAUGUUAAAGCUACUAUACCCUGACUUAUUUUACUCCCUCCGUCCCAAAAAGUCUUUCCUGUUUCAUUUUUUGCGCAUCCCAUAAAACACUUCUAACGACAUCUAAAAUGCCUAAAAUUUACAAAAUUUCUUCUUUAUUAUGGGUAGAAGUUAUUUUAAAAAUUUUUUUGGCAUUCAAGACGGGAUAGAAGUGUUUUAUAAGAUUCGCAAAAAAUGAAACAUGAAAGACUUUUUGGGACGGAGGGAGUAUUUGUUACACCUUACUCAUCACCUCAUUUAAUAUACUCCACCCACUUCAUUAAGAGUAUUUUACUUCACAUUAUUUCUCAAGCAUCUAUAUAAAAUCUAAACAUAUACUCCCCAAGUCCCAAUUUAAAUUGCAUGUGUCUGUGUGUGAUGUUUGACUGAAUUAAAAUCGCUCAGUAUUUGUAAAAUUUUCAAUUUUUGCAGUCAAUCAUUUUCAAUGCUUGGCGAAUAAUAAUAUAUAUCGUUUAUUAAUUAGAUAAAAUAAUAUUUUAAAAAUAUUUUAUAAAACAAAACUAAUAAAAUUAUUUUUCCAAUUCUAUCAAGGUCUAAUAUCAAUUUAAUUUAGUUGGAGUUCAAAUUUUAUCAAUUUUGACUCGAAAAAGUCAAAAUUUAACAGAAACGAAAUUAGUAUCAUAUUGAUGCAAGAGAGCUAAUUAAAAGUAUAUGUUGUGCAGCAACCGGAGCUGAGAAGGCAAAUGAUCAGGUAGCGGCGGAUCACAGCGAGCACAAAGACGCAUAUGGUGGGGGAGGAUAUGGACCGGGGUACCCGGGCGGCGGCGGUGGGUACCCAGGAGGCGGCGGUGGGUACCCAGGAGGCGGCGGUGGGUACCCGGGCGGCGGCGGCAGGUACCCCGGCGGAGGACGUUGCAGAUACGGUUGCUGCGGCGGGCGCGGGUACUACGGAGGUUGCCGCCGUUGCUGCGCUUAUAAGGGGGAGGCGGUGGAUGUGGCUAAGCCUUAAAGCCAACCAAAAUUAUUGGAUAAUAUUAUACUUUCUAUGUCACAAAUGUUAUGUGUGUAUUGGUGCUACAAUUCUCUUAAGAAGAAUGGAGACUCUUAUUAUGUGUAACAAUAAUGCAGUGAUGUUAUACCUAUCUUCCCUGCAAUGUAAUAUGAUGAAUAAAAAAAAUUGAAAUUGGUUUAUUUCACUAGUACACUAGUACUCCCUUCGUCUUAUAACCGGUUCGCAAAACGAAGAAAAAUCUCAAGUUUUUUCAAUUUAUUUUAUUUAAAUAUUGAUUCAAUUUCAAGGGCUGAGAAGGAAGACGAUAUCGAAAAAAUGGAAGUUUCAGAGUUUGACGGAGAGAGUGAGUCGGAUGAUGACGAAUCUGACUUUGAUUCUCUUUGAUAGUGAAUAUGAGGAAAGCUUGAUGGAGGACGAGCCCAUGCAAGGCUUUGGAAGCGAAUCGAAUGAAGGGCAGUGCCAUGGGGCAGAGGUGGGGCAGGGCAGAGUCCGAGUACCUGAUUUUGACAUGGGCAGCCACUCCAAUGUCGGGUUAGCGGGGAUUAUGCAAUGGACCGCGCUCUAUUUUGUGCUUCACUGCUUCAAUAUUUGAGUGGAUUAUGCAAUACCUUAGUUUUUUUAAAAUUUUUUUGAGAAUUUUGUAUAAAGGGCAAAAUGAGAAGUCAAAGGCAAAAACGAAACCCUUAAAAUGGCAUAAAGUCAACAUGGUAAGCUGAAUUUAGGACAGAGGUAGUAUUUAAAAACUACCUAAGAUCUACAAAACCAGUUGUGACAUUACUAUUAUUUUAUGAAAUGACUACCAAAUAUAGAGAAAGAAAGUGAAUAAAAUUUGACCAUGUGA